Urocitellus parryii (Arctic ground squirrel) is the source of this 2403-nucleotide messenger RNA. Its product is annotated as protocadherin alpha-2-like. Gene Ontology annotation, biological process: homophilic cell-cell adhesion. Gene Ontology annotation, cellular component: plasma membrane. Lineage: Eukaryota; Metazoa; Chordata; Mammalia; Rodentia; Sciuridae. The record is from RefSeq and is a predicted model, not a curated record. Gene Ontology annotation, molecular function: calcium ion binding.
AUGGUGUCCUCUCUGCGAAGGGGUCCAGAGGUCUGGCAGUGUCCUCUGCUCUCCCUUCUGCUCUUGGCAGCCUGGGAGGUGGGGAGCGGCCAGCUCCACUACUCGGUCUCGGAGGAGGCAAAGCACGGCACUUUCGUGGGCCGCAUCGCCCAGGAUCUGGGACUGGAGCUGGCAGAACUGGUGCCUCGUCUGUUUCGGGUGGCGUCCAAGGACCGCGGGGACCUUCUGGAGGUAAAUCUGCAGAAUGGCGUCUUGUUUGUGAAUUCUCGGAUCGACCGGGAGGAGCUGUGCGGGCGGAGCGCGGAGUGUAGCAUCCACCUGGAGGUGAUCGUGGACAGACCGCUGCAGGUUUUUCAUGUGGAAGUGGAGGUGAAGGACAUUAAUGACAACCCGCCCGUAUUUCCAAUGACAGUUAAGACUAUCCGGUUUCCUGAAUCUAGGCUGCUUGACUCAAGGUUUCCUUUAGAGGGAGCAUCUGAUGCAGACAUUGGAGUAAACGCUCUUAUCUCCUACAAACUCAGCUCUAGUGAGUUUUUCUUUCUAGACAUCCAGACGAAUGAUGAAUUAAGCCAAUCCUUGUUUCUUGUGUUGAGAACAUCUCUGGACAGAGAGGAAACUGCUGAGAUUAAUUUGUUACUGGAAGCUACGGAUGGGGGGAAACCUGAACUCACCGGCACUGUUCAAAUACUUAUUAAGGUAUUAGAUGUGAAUGACAAUGAACCAACUUUUGCUCAAUCAGUUUACAAAGUGCAAUUGUUAGAGAACACUACAAAUGGAACUUUGGUGGUUAAAUUAAAUGCUUCUGAUGCAGAUGAAGGAUCAAAUGGUGAGAUUGUGUAUUCACUCAGUAGUGAUAUGUCUUCCAGUGUACAGACAAAGUUCAAAAUAGAUAACAGCUCAGGGGAAGUCAGAACUAAGGGGAAAUUAGAUUAUGAAGAAACAAAAUUCUAUGAUAUUCAUGUCAUUGCAUCUGACAAAGGAACCCCAUCAAUGUCAGGACACUGUAAAAUUUCAGUAAAACUUGUGGAUAUCAAUGAUAACACGCCAGAAGUCUCAAUAACAUCACUCUCGCUUCCUAUCCAAGAAAAUGCUCCACUGGGCACCGUCAUCGCCUUCAUCACAGUGUCAGAUCGGGACUCUGGUACCAAUGGGCAGGUGACCUGCACGCUAAUGGCCCAUGGUCCCUUUAAACUGCUGUCUACUUUCAAGAAUUACUAUUCCUUGGUGCUGGACAGCGCCCUGGACCGAGAGACCAUAGCUGAUUAUAAGCUGGUGGUGAUUGCCAGGGACGGGGGCUCCCCUUCACUGUGGGCCACAGCCAGCGUGUCCGUGGAGGUGGCUGACGUGAACGACAAUGCGCCAUUGUUCGCGCAGCCCGAGUACACGGUGUUUGUGAAGGAGAACAACCCGCCAGGCUGCCACAUCUUCACGGUGUCCGCACAGGAUGCAGAUGCACAGGAGAACGCAUUGGUGUCCUACUCUCUGGUGGAGCGUCGGGUGGGCGAGCGUGCGCUGUCGAGCUAUGUGUCAGUGCACGCGGAGAGCGGCAAGGUAUAUGCGCUGCAACCUCUGGACCAUGAGGAGCUUGAGCUGCUGCAGUUUCAGGUGAGCGCGCGCGACGCUGGUGUGCCACCCCUGGGCAGCAACGUGACACUGCAGGUGUUCGUGCUGGAUGAGAAUGACAAUGCUCCCAAACUGCUGACACCUGGGGUGGGUGGGACAGGGGGAGUGGCGAGUGAGCUGGUGCCAUGGUCUGUGGGUGCAGGCCACGUUGUGGCUAAGGUACGAGCGGUGGAUGCAGACUCUGGCUACAAUGCAUGGUUGACCUAUGAGCUGCAAGUGGCGGCGGACGGUUCCCGCAGCCCGUUCCGAGUGGGGCUGUAUACCGGUGWGGUCAGCACCGCGCGCGCUCUGGACGAGUCGGAUGCGCCACGCCAGCGACUGGUGGUGCUGGUGAAGGACCAUGGCGAGCCGUCACUGACCGCCACAGCCACAGUGCUGUUGUCUCUGGUGGAGAGAGGCCAAACGCCAAAGGCCUCUUCAAGGGCAUUGGCAGGCGCUGCUGACCCGGAGAUGGCGCUGGUGAACGUCAACGUGUACCUGAUCAUAGCCAUCUGCGCUGUAUCUAGCCUGUUGGUCCUCACACUGCUACUGUACAUGGCAUUUCGGUGUUCCGUGGUGCCAACUGAGGGCGUCUGCAAGCCUGGGAAACCCAGGCUGGUGUGCUCCAGCGCGGUGGGGAGCUGGUCUUACUCGCAGCAGAGGAGGCAGAGGGUAUGCUCUGGCGAAGUCCCGCCUAAGACAGACCUAAUGGCCUUCAGCCCUAGCCUACCUCAAGGUCCAGACUCCGCAGAAGGGCAAGCACCUUCAGAAUCAAAAUACUUCGGAAAGGUGGGUUUUUAA